AUGGCUCUCGUACUCAAGGGAGUUGUACUCGUAGGUGGCCCUAGUGUGGGUACUCGUUUUCGUCCAUUGUCCAUGGACUGUCCUAAACCCUUGUUUCCCAUUGUUGGAGUCCCUAUGAUUCAUCAUCACAUCUCAUCGCUGGCUAGACUGCCUGGUAUGCGAGAGAUCCUCUUGAUUGGCUUCUUCGAGAACUCGGUUUUUGACCGCUUUAUCAUGGAGACCUCUAUUGAAUUUCCCCAUGUGAGCUUUAGAUAUCUCCGUGAAUAUCAGUCGCUAGGAACUGGCGGCGGCGUUUAUCAUUUUAGAGAUGAGAUCUUGCGUGGCUCUCCCAAUGCCUUUUUUGUACUCAAUGCUGAUAUUGCCUCGUCUUUUCCACUCAACGAUAUGCUUGCUUUCCAUCGCAACCAAAAGGCACUUGGCACUGUCAUGGGUGUGCGUAUUGACAAGGAAAAGGCUAACAAAUACGGUUGUAUUGUUUCCGAUUCAGCCACGUCCAAAAUCGUGCACUUUGUAGAGAAGCCUGAAACUUUCAUCUCAAAUUUGAUCUCGUGUGGAGUCUACUUGCUUUCCUCUGAAGCCGCUGAGCUUCGUCACAAAUCUGAGAUUGAGCAGGGCUUGACCCUUGACAAAUUUGCCAAUGUCUCCAUCCAUGCGCUCAACGUCGGUUUCCCUCGUACAGAGGACCGUCUACAGCUUGAACAGGAUGUAUUGCGCGUUCUUGCUGAAGAUCAGUUGCUGUAUGUAUUCGAGAUUUCCAAACGAGAUUUUUGGAUGCCCAUUAAAAAAGGAAGUUCGGUGAUUGUUGCCAAUCGCAAGUAUCUGCAGUACUUUUUACAGGCUCAUCCACGUCGUUUGAGCGAGGCAGUUGUUUCCACUCCUGGAAAAAAAAUCAUAGAUACAGCCGAGCUGAUUGCACCUGUUUUCAUUCAUCCGACUGCCAUGAUUCAUCCAACUGCCAAAAUCGGACCCAAUGUUUCUAUUGGCCCACGUGUAUUGGUUGGUCGUGGUGUUCGCAUUCGCGAUUCUAUCGUUUUGGACACCGUUGAGAUCAGAAACGAUGCGUGUAUCUUGAAUGCCGUUGUUGGCUGGGAAUGCGUUAUUGGAGCAUGGUCUCGUGUAGAAGGUUCAGCUGAUCAGGACGAGACUUCCCAGGAAGCUGCUACAUCUCAAGGAUACAAGCUUCCUACUGCUUCGAUUCUUGGCAAGGGCGUUGUUGUGGGUGAUGAGGUUAUUGUGCGUGACUGUAUUGUCUUGCCACACAAAGAACUCAAGGCAUCAUAUCAACAAGAAAUUCUUAUAUAGUCUAGCCAACCGAAAAUAUGCUUGCGCUUUACUUUGAUCUAGCAUAACAUGUGUUUUGGAUAAGGCUCUUGAACUUUUAAGUGAAACUGGAUGGUGUUUUUUGUAAUGAUUGACCCACAAUUAUUUAAUAAACAAAAAUCGUUUGGUUUGACACUUU
Molecule: messenger RNA, 1459 nt
Organism: Batrachochytrium dendrobatidis JAM81
Lineage: Eukaryota; Fungi; Chytridiomycota; Chytridiomycetes; Rhizophydiales
Exons: 4
Coding region: 1-1302 (433 amino acids)
Biological process (GO): biosynthetic process
Cellular component (GO): cytoplasm
Source: RefSeq, a predicted model, not a curated record